This is a messenger RNA of Vanderwaltozyma polyspora DSM 70294, 336 nucleotides long. RefSeq lists its product as uncharacterized. The record is from RefSeq and is a predicted model, not a curated record. The coding region runs from base 1 to 336 and encodes 111 amino acids. NCBI's taxonomy places the organism in Eukaryota, Fungi, Ascomycota, Saccharomycetes, Saccharomycetales, Saccharomycetaceae. The transcript has a single exon.
AUGCAAACUGUCUGCGACAAUACAUCCACAAAACCUUCCAUAUUCGAAAGAAAACCAGGUCUAGAUCAGAAAUUCAAUUCCAUCUAUACUGAACUAAAACCUACACUUACGCUUAAACUUGAUCCAAAUGGCACGGAGAACAACAACACUACCACAACUCUAGAUGAUUACACCUAUGCCUACGCCUGUGCACAUACUGAUGCAGACUCAAGUGCAGACGACGACGACGACGACGAGGACUUCGUCGUCGACCUAAGUACCGGCUCUUUGGCCCCAGUCAACCUGCACUACUGGAAUAACAUACAUAGCAUAACUAGUGCGUUGAAUAACUUAUAA